GUGGGAAGAACGAAUUUCCGCCGGUUUGCUCGCUCCACGCCGACAUGGGUCCCUUCCGGACGCUGCUUGCGCGUCCCCCAGGCUGCUCACUCCGGCUGCACUCCCAAUCCCCCCGGAUCGCGAGCGGGCAGGCGCCGGAGACGUGGGCCUAGCGGCCGGUACUCUGCAGCCAAGCCGCACCCCAGCAGCUCUUGGAAGGGAUCCCGCCUGCAGCGGGGGAAUCCGUUUGGCGGGGAGAAUCCGCGCCAGGGAAUCCAGCUCUCCGGACUCCAGAGCAAACAAAAAGCACCAACUCUUGCUCGCUCCUCCCGCCCCCGACGCUCACCCGAAGAAACAGUUUUCUGCAGAAAUGCAACAAGUAGCACCCCAGAUUCGCCGAGCGCCCAGCGCCUUCUGAUUUGGCUCCGCGAACUUGGCCUGCGGAGACCCGGGCGAGCCACCGGGACAAAGAGGAAGGGCUGGACGGAGCACCAGCGAAGUACGAAAGAGGCCUUUUUAGCGACUCAGGCCCGGCCGAGGGGAAUGCAGAGGAGACACAGAGCCGGCCGGCCCAGAAGACGAUCCGGCCGCAGCGCGCUGGGCGGGCGGCGAUGGAGGGUGUGGGUGCCGUGCGCUUCUGGCUCGUGGUGUGCGGCUGCCUGGCGUUCCCGCCGCGGGCCGAGUCCGUGUGCCCGGAGCGCUGCGACUGCCAGCACCCCCAACAUCUCCUAUGCACCAACAGGGGACUUCGCGCUGUACCCAAGACCAGCUCGCUGCCUAGUCCCCAGGACGUGCUCACCUACAGCCUAGGCGGCAACUUCAUCACCAACAUCACCGCCUUCGACUUCCACCGUCUGGGGCAGCUCAGACGGCUGGAUCUGCAGUACAACCAGAUCCGUUCUCUCCACCCCAAGACCUUCGAGAAGCUCUCACGACUAGAGGAGCUGUACCUGGGGAACAACCUCUUGCAGGCGCUCGUUCCUGGCACGUUGGCUCCGCUGCGCAAGUUGCGCAUCCUUUACGCCAACGGCAACGAGAUUGGACGCCUGAGUCGCGGGUCCUUCGAGGGCCUGGAGAGUUUGGUCAAGCUACGGCUGGACGGGAACGUGCUGGGAGCGCUGCCGGACGCGGUCUUCGCUCCCCUGGGCAACCUGCUCUACCUACACCUGGAAUCUAACCGGAUCCGUUUUUUGGGCAAGAACGCCUUCAGCCAGCUGGGUAAGCUUCGAUUCCUCAAUCUCUCGGCCAACGAGCUGCAACCCUCUCUGCGCCACGCGGCCACCUUUGUCCCUCUGCGCUCCCUCUCUACUCUCAUCCUCUCAGCCAACAGCCUACAGCACCUCGGCCCCCGCGUCUUCCAGCACCUGCCACGCCUAGGCCUGCUCUCCCUCAGUGGAAACCAGCUCACGCACCUCGCCCCAGAGGCCUUUUGGGGACUGGAGGCCCUACGUGAGCUGCGCCUGGAAGGUAACCGGCUGAACCAGCUCCCCCUGACACUGCUGGAGCCUCUGCACAGCUUGGAGGCACUAGACCUGAGUGGCAAUGAGCUUUCUGCUCUGCACCCUGCCACCUUUGGCCACCAGGGCCGGCUCCGUGAGCUCAGCCUGCGCGACAACGCGCUCAGCGCCCUUUCUGGGGACAUCUUUGCCGCCAGUCCGGCUCUCUACCGGCUGGAUCUAGACGGCAAUGGUUGGACCUGCGACUGCCGGUUGCGGGGUCUGAAACGCUGGAUGGGCAACUGGCAUUCUCAGGGUCGCCUCCUUACGGUCUUCGUGCAGUGUCGCCACCCCCCGGCCCUGCGGGGCAAGUACCUGGAUUACCUGGAUGACCAACUGCUGCAGAAUGGGUCUUGCGUGGAUCCCUCACCUUCCCCUACAGCAGGCAGUAGGCAGUGGCCGCUACCCACAUCGUCAGAAGAGGGGAUGACGCCCCCUGCAGGCCUCUCGCAGGAGCUACCACUGCAGCCGCAGCCGCAGCCCCAGCAGCGGGGAAGACUUCUACCAGGAGUGGCCUGGGGUGGGGCUGCCAAGGAACUGGUGGGCAACCGCAGCGCAUUAAGGUUGAGCCGGCGGGGACCAGGUCCCCAUCAGGGCCCCUCUGCUGCGGCUCCGGGCUCUGCCCCACAGUCCUUGGACCUGCACGAGAAGCCGGGGAGAGGACGUCACACCCGAGCCAAUCUCUCCCAGACGGAGCCCACCCCGACGUCUGAGCCCGCCUCUGGGACACCAUCUGCCAGAGACAGCUGGCAGCGCGCAGCAAAGCAGCGCCUAGCGUCCGAGCAGCAAGAGAGCGCAGUCCAGUCCGUUAGUGGGGUUGGUUUGCCACCUCUGGUGUCUGACCCCUGUGACUUCAACAAAUUCAUUCUGUGCAACCUGACAGUAGAGGCGGUGAGCGCCAACAGCGCCUCGGUGCGCUGGGCGGUUCGCGAACACCGCAGUCCCCGGCCGCAGGGCGGCGCACGCUUCCGCCUGCUUUUCGACCGCUUUGGCCAGCAGCCCAAGUUCCAGCGCUUCGUCUACCUGCCGGAGCGCAGCGACUCGGCCACGCUGCACGAGCUGCGCGGAGACACCCCCUACCUAGUAUGCGUGGAGGGUGUGCUCGGGGGUCGCGUUUGCCCCGUGGCCCCCCGAGACCACUGCGCAGGGUUAGUAACCCUGCCAGAGGCAGGAGGUCGAGGUGGCGUCGACUACCAGCUCCUGACCUUGGUCUUGCUGGCUGUCAACGCGCUUCUGGUGCUCCUGGCACUGGCAGCCUGGGGAUCGCGAUGGCUGCGGAGGAAGCUGCGUGCCAGGCGGAAGGGAGGGGCCCCGGUCCACGUUCGCCACAUGUACUCCACCCGACGGCCACUGCGCUCCAUGGGCACUGGUGUGUCCGCGGACUUCUCAGGCUUCCAGUCGCACCGUCCCCGCACCACCGUGUGCGCGCUCAGCGAGGCCGACCUCAUUGAGUUCCCCUGCGACCGCUUCAUGGACAGCACCGGCGGUGGUACCAGUGGCAGCUUGAGGCGGGAGGAUCACCUCUUGCAAAGAUUCGCUGACUAGGCAAUGCCUUGGGAUCUCACAGGCCUUAAGGAGCCACUCUCCGUGGUCCCAUGCCUUCUCAGAGGAAGAACUAGUUUUAUUAGACUUGUUCUUUCUCCCUUUUGUGCAUUUGCCAAGUGAAAUCUAGAUGUGAAAGUGAAUCUAGAUGCCAUCCAUCACGUCCUGGUAAUCACAAAGCAAAUGGAUGGUUCUUGGUGGUCUAACCCAAGAGUGGGGACAAAUGAAUAAUGGCGUAAAAGUGGGAAACCUUGACACACUUAGCUCAUGGCUCCUGUGACUUUCAGCACAGUAGCCUGCUGACCUUGGGCUAGAAAGGGUGCUUUACGCUCCCAGCAUGACCAGAACGCUCUGGUGUGUAUACACACUCCUUUGCUCUAUGGCAAACUGAGUUCUGUUUCUAGUUAAGAAAAGGGGGACUUGCCACCAUCACAGUGAUCCCCAUCAGCAACUGACCCCACUGAUCUGGUGGGUUCUGCCAAGACCGGCAGGGUAAACAAACAGGUACCACUCUCUCCCGGGAACCCUUUCUUCUGUUGUCUGGGAGAGCAUCUAGGAAGCCUUAAGGAAAAGCUACCUGUGUCAACAAUAUGAAGAGGAUUUAACAAGCUGACCAAUAAACUCAGACUCUUUUGAUAGGACUGGACCUCCUCUCUAUCGUUUUAUCAGUUAGGGAAAUGACCUUUUGCUGACCUUUGGGUAACUGAUAAUAUCCUCAGGAGAAGGCAGCAUUUAAUACUUCUCCACCAGGCUUGCGCCUGUGGUUUUACCUUAUUUUUUUUUUUAAAUCUAUACAUGGGAAAAAAUCGAAUGCCAGAUUUGAUCUUUUAAAAAGAAAAAAGAAUGCGAUAUGUGUGUGUGUGUGUGUGUGUGUGUGUGUGUGUAACCAGUGACUCCCUAGGGCACUGCAGCCUUCCAGUUCGCUUACCACAUUUCUGAUAGCAUGCCUAGACGGGUGUGAAUGUGACCUACAUCUUACGACAGUUCAGCAGUGUCCCCCAUCCCCUUCUUGACAGCACCCAUUUCUGAGUUGCACGGUUAGGCAUUAAGCGUAAGGUAAUUGUCAGGCUUGGGGCAGGGGGCAGUGAGCUCAGUGGUGGAGCUUGCUUGUGGGGCUCUGAGUUUGUCCCAAACAAACAAAGCAAUGGGUGAAUUGUCUGUAAUCUCUGACCACAUCACUGUCGCUCUUUAUAAGAAAUAGAACAGGAGAAGAAAACUGUAGGGAACAAAUGUGAAAACAAACAAACAAACAAAAAAACAAAAAACCCACAGUAGCGAAUAUGUGUUUCUACUAAACCCAGAAGAACAUGUGCAUUCAACUGUCACUGUGAAAUAAUUAUAUAUUUUACAAAUUAAUUAUUCCAAUAGCCAGUAUCUUACUGUGUUAUUAAACCUUAUCUUUUAGUAGUAGAUGCAGUAUUUCUUUUCUUUUUAUGUUUUAUUUUUAAUUUAGGAUUAGCCUCUUGUAUUUGUUUAGUUGUGUUUUUAGCUAUUUGGGAUACUUUUCUCCCUUGAUAUUUAUGAAGUCCACGUUUAUGAUUAAAUAUAGUGGCUGGGUUCACAUUAAUAAUUCGUGUGUGGUCCACAUACACGUGCUAAGAGGAUGUACACUGUGGUAUAGUCACCGUGGUUAUGGAUUUAUUGGCAGUGGGGGACUGUGCAGUGCAGGUCAGCCAGUUCUAUGGCUAACAGUGACUCUUCUGUUCCAGGCCUCAGGCCCCUGAGGGUCCCAAUGACUCAGGGAACCCAUCACAGUCCAGGGCCCUUCACCACGAUCACUCUUUAUGUUUGGCCUACGUGAGCCAUGCUGCCUUGUCUCAGCAGCUGAAGACCUGGGGGUCUAAAUGAGCCGGUCUUUGUUUAUGUCCAGCAUGAGUAAAAUGUCCAGACCACUUAAGCCACAGCUGCUUUUCUGGCAGUCUUAUCUGCAGGGACGAAACUUAAUAAACCACAGGAAAUAAGACUGUCAUUCCGUGUUUGCUGCCAGGCCUUGUUUUACAUCCACAGUGCAUGGUGCAUGGGAGCUGGGGCUGUUCGCUCUUAGUUUCAACCCACAGGCUAUCUGGCACCUCCUGUAGAACUCGCAAUUUUUCAUGCACAGCACAGUUGCCUCUCUUAGCUGUUUCAUUUACACAGUGUAAAACUGAGACCCGUUGAAAGUAUGGAAAAGACCACUGAUUCUGUUUACCAUCUGCCUUGCCCAACUGUAGACUGUCACCAAAACCCUUUAAUGCCUGGACUUAAAAAAAACAGUCUCACUGAAAAGUCUUUUCAGUGAGAAAUGGAUAAAUGUUAUACAUUGUUACAUUCAAUUAUGUCAAUAAACCCACAUACUGAUAGA
Mus musculus (house mouse) is the source of this 5358-nucleotide messenger RNA. It is a transcript of the gene Tril, whose product is annotated as TLR4 interactor with leucine-rich repeats. The record is from RefSeq and is marked validated. Lineage: Eukaryota; Metazoa; Chordata; Mammalia; Rodentia; Muridae. The transcript has a single exon. Gene Ontology annotation, molecular function: lipopolysaccharide binding. Gene Ontology annotation, cellular component: lipopolysaccharide receptor complex; membrane. The coding region runs from base 591 to 3020 and encodes 809 amino acids. Gene Ontology annotation, biological process: regulation of cytokine production involved in immune response; toll-like receptor 4 signaling pathway.